AUGGCCAAGGAGGAAGAAUUGUCUUUGAAGGUUUGGGUUGACAAUGGGAAGAAACGCGCGGUGUUUGGAGAAGCCAGUGGCGACUUUGUCGACAUUUUCUUUAGCUUCCUGACUCUACCGCUGGGCACUAUUGUCAAGCUUCUUUUAAAAAACUCCGGCAUGGGAUCUAUUGAUAACCUCUAUGACAGCAUCGAGAAACUUGGCGGCCAACACUGGCGGACUGAGGCUUGCAAGAAUAUGCUUCUCAGCCCUCUCAAUGCAGCCAGAAAACAUUGUGAGGAUUUAAAGCUAAAUGUGGAUGGUGAGAUUAACCCGAGAGAGCUCUAUUUCUGCAAAAUGGAUAGCUGCAUAUCAGGCUCCAAAUGUUAUUUCUCCUCUGUUAGGGACUCAAGAUGUCAUUGUUGUGGAGAGCUUAUGGACAAAGUUGCGCUGUGGGAAAAAGUUGAAACAAUUGAGGAUGGAGUAUUUGUUAAGAAAAAUAGCGUCAAGUUCAUAAUAACUGAUAAUUUUCUUAUCAAAUCAGUUUCAGUGUUACACUACUAUGAUAUACUAAAAGAGUUUGGAGUAGAAGAUUUAUUUCUCAUAGAGGAAAGGACCUUAAAAUUUGGAAGAAAAGAGGGGCUUCAUGUAGACCACCUUGAGAAGAAGGAGAUAACAAUUGGAAGGGCUCAGGUUUGUGCUCUACUUAAAGCCAUGCUGAUCUCCAAAACAGCACUUAGUGAUGCACUCUCACCUUAUGACAAGUAG
Messenger RNA from Dendrobium catenatum, 747 nucleotides. RefSeq lists its product as uncharacterized. Lineage: Eukaryota; Viridiplantae; Streptophyta; Magnoliopsida; Asparagales; Orchidaceae. The record is from RefSeq and is a predicted model, not a curated record. Bases 1 to 747 code for a protein of 248 amino acids. The transcript is spliced from 3 exons.